AUGCCCCUCGCCGUAGAGGCGGGAGGCGAAGAACUGAACAGUGGAGGGUGGAGCGACGCACCGCCGUGGAGGCGGGAGCCGACGCACCUGCCGUGGAGUGCGGAUGACGCACCUGCCGUGGAGGGCGGGGCCGACGCACCUGCCGUGGAGGCAGGCGGAGCCGUGACGCACCUGCCGUGGGAGGCGGGAGCCGACGCACCCAACGUGGAGGCGGGAGCGACGCACCUGCCGUGGAGGCGGGAGCGACGCACCUACCCCAGCACCCGCCUUCGAGGUGGACGGCGGCGGUUCCGCCGUAGAGGCAGGAGGGAUGCCCUCGCCGUAGAGGCGGGAGGCGAAGAACCAACAGUGGAGGCGGGAGCCGACGCACCCAACGUGGAGGCGGGAGCCGACGCACCCAACGUGGAGGCGGGAGGCGACGCACCCGCCGUGGAGGCGGGAGGCGACGCCCCCGCCAUGGAGGCGGGAGCCGACGCACCUACCUCCAGCACCCGCCUUCGAGGUGGACGGCGGCGGUUCCGCCGUAGAGGCAGGAGGGAUGCCCUCGCCGUAGAGGCGGGAGGCGAAGGACCAACA
Homarus americanus (American lobster) is the source of this 576-nucleotide messenger RNA. Its product is annotated as skin secretory protein xP2-like. The record is from RefSeq and is a predicted model, not a curated record. The annotation marks the transcript as partial. NCBI's taxonomy places the organism in Eukaryota, Metazoa, Arthropoda, Malacostraca, Decapoda, Nephropidae. The transcript has a single exon.